AUGUUCCUCUGGAUACCCGUAGGAUCGUGUAGGAUUCGACGGAUCGUAAAACGGAGUCCCGAAUACUCCGGAAAUGCCAACCCUAGGGUGAGGGUUUCAGUAACCGUCCAAUCGUGCGAUCGUGAGCGGUUCGUCCGUUUCGGACCAAACUUACAGGACGUGUAUCCUAGACCUCGUAAAACCUAUAGGAACUCCCGGGAAGCUAGGGUACUCCGACCCAGCAUACGCAGCAGGCGGGACCCUCUAAGGGUCAAGCUGUGGGACUACUUGUGA
This is a messenger RNA of Prunus armeniaca (apricot), 273 nucleotides long. Lineage: Eukaryota; Viridiplantae; Streptophyta; Magnoliopsida; Rosales; Rosaceae. The record is from the annotation of a GenBank genome assembly.